CUGACUCCAGCUCACCGGCCCCAGCAGGACCCUCCUCCACACCAUGACAAAGGCAGCCGGGCUUGUCUGCGCGUUUCUCCUGCUGGCUUCGUUCUGCUGCCAGAGCCUGGCUCAGAAGGCCCCUGGCGCGCCGGACAAGUGCUGCUUCACGUUCCAGACAAGCAGGAUCAAGAAAGGCAACAUCGUGGGCUGGUACUUCACCAACCCCGAGUGCUCCUACCACGCCGUGGUAUUCAAGACUCGAAUGGGCAAAGAGAUCUGUGCCAACCCUGACAAGCGGUGGGUGAAGAAAUACCAGGGGUUCUUCCUGCCGAAUUCCCUGUCCGUCCCCACCUAGACAAGCCGCGAGGGGAGAAUCCUGGAGACCAGCCCCCAGCUCUGUAACCCCCCUACACAGCUGCAAACGGCUCUUGCUAGCUUGACUUUUACUCCUUCUUUUGUCCUUCCCUGGUGCAGGAUCUGUAACGCCAGGGGAGCUGCUCCCGGCUCUUCGGACUCAGCCCAUCUCAGGGGAGGGCUGUGGACACAGAAAGUGGUGUCUGAUGUGGCUGGCAGCUCUGCUGGGAUGCAGCGUCUCCAGCUGCGUUUAGCAUCCCCCCGAGUGCACCUCCUCCCACAAGGUCCCCAUGGGGGGGGGGUGUCUGUACCACGGCAGGGUCACCUCCUUGGGGGGGCUUUGCAAAGCCGUCUAGGGGAGCAGAUGUUCUGUUCUCAUGGAAAACGGGGUGCCCAGAUCCCUCAGCAGUUUUAAAACUCCCAGCCCUACCCUGCAGGCCCAGAUUGUUCCCUGUGUAGCCUGGUUCGACCAGGCCAUCCUCCUCCCCAUGGCCCCGCAGGAGAGUUCCUUCCAGGGAGCUGGGACAACCUCCCGGUCUCCUCAGUAGCCACCGGCACAGGAAGGGCCCGUCCCCGCAGGACAGUGAUGCAGGCAGGAGUUCAGGAGCCCAAAGACUCAUGUCUGUUAAGGCUGGCACAAGGGGCAAACUCCCCUGAGCUCCCCCAGAGCCAU
Messenger RNA from Terrapene triunguis (Three-toed box turtle), 1009 nucleotides. RefSeq names its product C-C motif chemokine 13-like. The record is from RefSeq and is a predicted model, not a curated record. Gene Ontology annotation, molecular function: CCR chemokine receptor binding; chemokine activity. Lineage: Eukaryota; Metazoa; Chordata; Testudines; Emydidae. Gene Ontology annotation, cellular component: extracellular region. Gene Ontology annotation, biological process: cellular response to interleukin-1; immune response; positive regulation of ERK1 and ERK2 cascade. The coding region runs from base 44 to 337 and encodes 97 amino acids. The transcript has 3 exons.